Molecule: messenger RNA, 696 nt
Organism: Diplodia corticola
Lineage: Eukaryota; Fungi; Ascomycota; Dothideomycetes; Botryosphaeriales; Botryosphaeriaceae
Product: cell wall protein awa1-like
Exons: 1
Coding region: 1-696 (231 amino acids)
Source: RefSeq, a predicted model, not a curated record
AUGAAGACCUCCAUCGCCCUCGGCGCCCUCCUGGGCUUCAUGACCACGGGAGCCAUCGCCACUCCCGUCCCCGACUCCACUGCCGUCGGCGCCUCCGCGGAUACCGUCGAACCCGCAUGGGACUACGGUAAGAGGACCGCCGAAGCGGAAGACGCCGAUGUUGAACCUGCUUGGGACUACGGCAAGAGGAGCGAGGAGAGCACCGACGAUACCGUUGAGCCCGUUUGGGACUACGGAAAGAGGGAUGUCGACGCCCCCGCCGACACCGUCGACCCCGCUUGGGAUUAUGGGAAGAGGAACGCCGCAGAGGCCACCGAUGAUACUGUCGAGCCGGCCUGGGACUAUGGCAAGAGGAGCGCUGAAGAGAGCAGCGAUGACGUCGUCGAGCCUGCUUGGGACUACGGGAAGAGGAGCGAGGAGAGUUCCGAUGCUGUCGUUGAGCCGGAGUGGGACUACGGGAAGAGGAGUGAGGGUGCCGGCGAUGCCGACGUUGAUUGGGAUUACGGAAAGAGGGACGCCGAGGCGGAGGUGACGGACGAUGCCGUCGUUGAGCCUGCUUGGGACUAUGGAAAGAGGGAGGAGAGUGCCGAUGCCACCGAUGCCGAUGUUGCUUGCGACUACGGGAAGAGGGAUGCCGAAGCCGAGGAGAGCGCCGACGCUGCUGAUGUCAAUGUUGCUUGGGACUAUGGAAAGUGA